This is a messenger RNA of Nestor notabilis (Kea), 882 nucleotides long. RefSeq names its product SITS-binding protein-like. The record is from RefSeq and is a predicted model, not a curated record. Lineage: Eukaryota; Metazoa; Chordata; Aves; Psittaciformes; Psittacidae. The annotation marks the transcript as partial. The transcript has 5 exons.
AUCCCUUUGCUGACUACAUGGAGGGGGCAGCUUUGUGCCCGCCUGAAUGUCACCAGCGAGGCGGCGCUGAGCUGGUACCUGGCACGUGCCCGGCGCCUGCGGCAGGCGCUGGGCGCCACGUACAUGGUGUUCGAGGGUGCUGAGGGCAACGCCUUCCUGGAGCAAGCUGUGCCCCCUCCCGCCGAGCUGGCGGGCGGCCGGUACACCGGGGUCUUGGCGGAGGCACUGGUGACACUGGGAAACGCCACCGUCAUCAGCGCCGGUGCCAGAUCCAGUCACCUACCUCUCUUCAUCCAGAUGAGCCCCCUGCGCUCGGACUGGAGCCACGCUGGGCUGAAGGGGGUAAUUCCCUCCGUGCUGCACUACAGCCUCCUGGGCUACAACUUCCUCAUCCCUGAUGCAGUAGGAGGGAGCCUGGCGGGUGACACCCCGCGGGACAUGGAGCUCUACGUGAGGUGGCUGCAGGUUGUGACGUUUCUCCCCGUGAUGGCCUUCAGCACACCGCCCUGGCUCUGCUGCGACGCCUGGGUCCUGAACCUCACCCGCCGCUGCAUCCAGAGGCACCGGGACUUUGUGGUGCCACUGCUCAUCAAGUACAGCUCAGAAUGGCUCCGCUCGGGGUAUCCCAUCUUCCGGCCAGCCUGGUGGCUCAGCCCCACGGAUCCAGCCGCUUUUACCAUCGAGGAUGAGUUCCUCAUUGGAGAUGAGGUUCUGGUUGCCCCAAUAACAGACAAAGGGCACACAUGGAGAGACAUCUACCUGCCUGGAGAGGGGCACGUCUGGAUGGACACCAACACUGCCCGUGUGUUUGACGGAGGCACCAUCCUCAGGAACUACUCUGCCGGCCUUGCGGAGGUGCCGGUCUUUGUGAAGACCUCCUAA